Molecule: messenger RNA, 371 nt
Organism: Ficedula albicollis (Collared flycatcher)
Lineage: Eukaryota; Metazoa; Chordata; Aves; Passeriformes; Muscicapidae
Gene: OST4
Product: oligosaccharyltransferase complex subunit 4, non-catalytic
Exons: 2
Coding region: 119-232 (37 amino acids)
Cellular component (GO): oligosaccharyltransferase complex
Source: RefSeq, a predicted model, not a curated record
GCCGGAAGUGCCGCGCUCAGGGAGACGUGUCGGAGCGGCGGGCCCGGAGCAGGAACCGGGAGCCGGGGCACCCGGAGAACCAGGCAGGAGCGAGAGCCGGGACACCGGGAGAACCAGGAUGAUCACGGACGUGCAGCUCGCCAUCUUCGCCAACAUGCUGGGCGUCUCGCUCUUCCUCCUCGUCGUCCUCUACCACUACGUGGCCGUCAACAACCCCAAGAAGCAGGAGUGAGGGAGCCCCGCUGCGGGCCCGCUCCCGGUGCCGCCGCCCGCUCCCUCCCGCGGGGAUGCCUCGGCGGGGCCCCGAGAGAGGCGAGGCCGAGCUUCUUCCAAACCAGCUUUAACAGAAACACCAUGAUACACGACAAACC